Molecule: messenger RNA, 1542 nt
Organism: Marasmius oreades (fairy-ring Marasmius)
Lineage: Eukaryota; Fungi; Basidiomycota; Agaricomycetes; Agaricales; Marasmiaceae
Exons: 19
Coding region: 96-1178 (360 amino acids)
Source: RefSeq, a predicted model, not a curated record
GGCGAAGAGUGACUUCCCUUAACAUCCCCAUCUUCCCCUUUUCCCUCCAUCAUACGCUCCCACUCUCUUUUCUUCAAUCCCUUCCCUCAAAACCAAUGUCGGCGUUACCCGUCAGUGUUACGAUUGACAACACUUUGGGCGCCGUGCUAGUUGGAUUCGCGGUGUCCUGCUGUAUAUACGGAAUACUGUUCUCGCAGGUGUUCACCUACUUUUCGAACUACCCAGAAGACCGCGUGGUAUACAAGUUUCUGGUCGUUCUUCUGCUCUGUAUGGAGACAGCCGAUCAAGUAAUGAUAGGCCACAUCCUAUACUUCUACGGAAUUACAAAUUACGCGAACAUAUUGGUGUUGCUCAAGGCUGAAACUACUUGGUCCAUAAUCUUGCAACAAACGAUUGGGGCAAUUGUUGGAGCUAUUGUGAAAACAAACUUUACUCUGCGCGUAUGGAGAUUCAGCGAACGCAACGUAUACAUAACCUCCAUUGUGAUGGUCUUGGUACUCUCCCAGCUAGGCCUUUCAUUGGCAUUCACAGUAGAGGCGUUCAAGCUUCCGACCAUUUUCGCCGCAGUGAAGAUACGUACGCUAGGGUCGAUCGCUCUGGGCGCUGGCGUCUUGACAGAUAUUGCGAUCGCCGUCUCGCUGUGUUACUUCCUCAAUCGACUCCGAACUGGAUAUCAGCAGUCAGAUACUCUGGUCAGCAGCUUGGUGCGUUACGCUAUCAACACCGGAGCUGUUACUGGUGCUGUCAGCUUGACAACGUUGAUUCUGUACAACCUCAUGCCGACAAACCUUGUAUUCGCCGCAACAUAUUUUAUCCUGAGCAAAUUCUACGCCAUAUCAUUUAUGGCGACGCUGAAUACACGUCGUAUCGUCCGAGGCAAAGGUACCGACAGGCAGGUGACAAGCAAUAAUACCAAUCUCUUCCACCUCGGGACGCGCGUAUCAGCCGUAGUGGGUCCCAGGACUGACCUCGAAGAUGGUUGGGAGUCAGCGUACACCCUCACAAGUUCCCAAGCUCAAAUGAGUGGACAAACCAAGUCACUGACUUCGCCAAGCUCCUCGAGCUCGCCAUAUUCAUAUUCUCGCCCAUACUCACACGGUCUCUUCCCGCAAAAUUCUUAUCACCCGGGAACGGAUACUUUUGCGCCCCAAAGUUUGACGUACGGACAAGCUUUAUGACCGCUCGUCUGAACUUGGAAGAUCGCGCUAGGCGCGUUGUCCUUUCGCGUCGGGUCCUAUCGCCCUGAAAUCACCAUCCUGCGAAUCACCGCUGGUGGUGGACCUCGGAGGAAUAGAGGAAAUUUAUUUUCCGUCAUUAGGAACAAAACGAAGGGCAAAAGUAAUUCCUGUAUCAUCAAAACACCGUCUUUUUGUUUCUGUAUAAUGUACUUCAGUAGUCCUUUACAAUCACACUCGUUUAAGCUUUCGAUUAUGCCAACUCCACACCGAUCUACAAUUCACUCCUUUUAUUAAUAUUCUACCUAGUUACUUUGUAGUUACUGGUCAGGCGGGUUGCUUAAUCGAUGUACCGCGUGGUUUCCCC